UUUUUCCCCCCAAAUUCUUUAUCAAAGUGAAUUUGCGCUUUUGGAUUAUGGACUCAGAUUGACUGUCCUCUGCUUAUCCUUUCCACCUGGAACAACUUGGAUUAGCUCAACCCGCUAAUAACUCACCAGCGUUGGCCUACUUUGACCACUGGAUUACAACACAACUUCUGAGGGUUUUCCUUUUUCAUGCAGCUGGCCACCUCUGGAUUCACGGAACGUUGUAGAGCUCCAUUCUCCUCACCCUUACCUUUAUUUCCUUUCUCAUCUUUUCUCUUGCGUUUGGAGUCGAGCCGUGCGCGAUAAGGAGCCAUGGCGCUGCUGAAGAUGAAAUUCACCCAGCAGAGGCGAGUGCGUCUGGCCCAGGGCCUGUGGCUCUUGUCGUGGAUGGCCGUGUUGUGCGGCUCCUUCGUCUUUUCCUUGGGGGUCUACCUUAAGAUAGAACUGCUCCGUCGGGCUGAGGUGAUGGAGAACACAGAGAUCCACGUGGUGCCCAACAUCCUGAUGCUGGUGGGUCUAGCCUCCAUCGGCACCAACUGGAUGGCCGGCCGAGUAUGCCAGGACUCUUUGGACCCCAGCCGCUUCCCACGCUGGAAGGUUUUCCUGCUGGGCUGGUAUGCUGUGGCCGCACUCAUCUGUUGCCUGCUUGUCGCCGUGGUGGUGCUCAGCUACGCCCUGCAGGGGCGCUUGGAAGAGUCUCUGAAGGUUGGUUUGAGGAAUGGGAUCCGUUUCUACAAGGACACUGAUGUUCCGGGCCGCUGUUUCCAGAAAGAAACCAUAGAUCGUCUGCAGAUGGAAUUUCGUUGCUGUGGAAACACCAAUUUCAGGGAUUGGUUUGAGGUGCAGUGGGUCAGCAACAGAUACCUGGACUACACCUCCAAGGAUAUCAAGGAUCGCAUCCGUAGCAACAUAGAUGGGCGCUACUUGUUGGACGGCGUCCCAUUCAGUUGCUGUAACCCUGCGUCCCCUCGGCCCUGCCUGCAGUACCACCUGACAGACAACAACGCCCACUACAACUAUGAGUUCCAGAAUGAGGAGCUCAACCUUUACAAUCGUGGCUGCAGGGAGGCUCUGAUCGAUUACUACAUGGGCCUGAUGAAUUCAACCGGUCCCGGCGUACUAUCAGUCAUCUUGAUACAGAUGUCAGUCCUGUUGAGCCUGCGCUACCUGCAGACCUCGGUGGAAGGGGCCACGACUCAAGAGCAGCCGGAAGGGGACAGUGAGGGUUUUCUUCUGGAGAAGGGAGUGAAGGAGACCUUGGAGGAAGCCAAAGUAAAAAUCCUGCUCCUGCUAAAGUUUGGCCAGGUUGACCCCAGUGCAGCUGAUGGCUCUCCUGAUGCAGAAAAGGCACCGCCAUCUUCCAGCUAGAAGACGAGUGAAUAAAUUCAGAAGCGGAAUAAUGUUGGAAGUUGCAAAGUCACAUCUAAGUUUUCUUGGUUGAGUAUGAUGUGGCUGGUGGCAGGUAGAACACCUCCUGGUUUUGAAACAUUAGGCUUGAUUAAUGCUCCACCAAUAUAUGGCAGCCAAAAUGUGAAUGUGUGACCAUUUAUCAGAGCUUCUGUUCAGCAGAUGGCUAGUAAUUUUUGUUCUUACAGUAUUAACAGGUUUAGUCGACAAUUUGACCUUAAUUUGAUACUUUUAACCUGAUAUCAUAGUUCGUCCCAUGUGCACUGUAUUAAUCAUCUCACAGCAUUAGAGUUUUUCUGAACUGCAAUUAAAUGCUUUGGAAACUGUUUAAAAGUGGCAAUGCACAUACAGCCUAUUAAAGGUAGACAUUUUUAACUGCUUUGUAGUGUCUGCUUCUAUUUUUUACAAGGAA
Messenger RNA from Hippocampus comes (tiger tail seahorse), 1816 nucleotides. RefSeq names its product retinal outer segment membrane protein 1b (gene rom1b). NCBI's taxonomy places the organism in Eukaryota, Metazoa, Chordata, Actinopteri, Syngnathiformes, Syngnathidae. The record is from RefSeq and is a predicted model, not a curated record. The transcript has 5 exons. Bases 310 to 1365 code for a protein of 351 amino acids. Gene Ontology annotation, cellular component: plasma membrane. Gene Ontology annotation, biological process: visual perception.